AUGGCAGAGGCUCGAGAAAAAACAUCUAAAUGUGAGAUAUGUGGCAAAGGAUUUACUCACAAAAGGCAGCUCAAAAAUCAUUUUAAAUCACACUUCCCUGAUGAGCCAGAAAAUCAAAAACAGAAGUGUGAAAUUUGUGGAAAGAUGCUCAGCAGUGUGCAAAGAAAAACUGUACAUAUGAAACAACUUACGGGAGAAAGACCAUACAAAUGUGAUGUAUGUGGAAAAAGCUAUUGUGAUAAAGGUGCCUUGAAAAAGCACAUUAUUCGACAUUCUAAAAAAUUCAAGUGUGAAAUAUGUGACAGACCAUUUGGAUGUCGUUCUGCAUUAACAGAUCACAUGUCCACUCAUACCAACGAAAAAUAUUUCGAAUGCACUAUUUGUCAAGUGUUAUUUUCUAGGAAAAACAAUUUAUAUCGGCAUAUGAGGAGACAUACAAAUGAUGCCCAAUUGAGAUGUGAAAUAUGCGGUGUCACCAAAUUGGAACAAUCUGAUUUGAAUAUUCAUAUGCGUACCCAUACAGGUCAAAAACCAUAUAUAUGUGAAGUAUGUGGAAAAGCAUUCAGCCAACACGGUAAUCGAGAUAUUCAUUUGUAA
Styela clava is the source of this 597-nucleotide messenger RNA. The record is from RefSeq and is a predicted model, not a curated record. Lineage: Eukaryota; Metazoa; Chordata; Ascidiacea; Stolidobranchia; Styelidae.